UGUUUAUAACUAAUACACUAAAUAAUAUAAAGAUUUCAUAAUUUAUAUUUGCAUUUCACAUUUGACGUGUUACUCAUAAAAUAUAAUUUUGAUUAAUAAUAUUAAAUUCGAGUAUCUACUUUACAUUGAUUAUUAAAAGUUUGUAGAAUUUAUCAAUUCUGUUAUAAUAGUAAGCAAUAUUGGACAAUUGUUUAAAUUGUGCUAUUUCAAUUGUGAUUAAUCUAUUCAAGAUGCAUUUUUUUCAAAAAGUUAAGACAUGGUCUUCAGCUUUAAAUUCGUUUAUUCAACGAUUACUAGGAAUCCUGUGUUUAUUCAUUUUGGACAACAAACACAUGACGAUGAUAUAUAUCUCGACCAACGUCUGGCUGCUAUACGUGGCACGUCUGAUCGCUGGAUCUGUCAUAUAUUUUUUCAAGUCGUCUUUACUGGCACUAAGGGCCGUUCGACGAGAACGUGAGCCUCGCGAAGUCGCGGUCGACGCCACGGCUAGGACAAUUGAAGCUCGUCUCGACGCUCUCGAGGAAGCCAUACGCCAACUGUCAAGUCAGUUAGCGUAUUUCAAGCAAAAACAAGAGCCAAAAAACCCCACAGAAACAAUUCAAUCACAACAAACACCUAAAAUCAACCCGUCCUCAUCAUCAUAUUGCUACUACCACCUUCAGUUCGGUAAAGAAGCUAGAAAGUGUGGUAGUAACCUUUGUAUGUUUACUCCUAAGCGGAUAAGUCAAAAUUAUAGGCUUCAAAAGAAAAUUCACCUACCCGUGCUCUGAUUGGAGAGAUUAUUUGUU
Aphis gossypii (cotton aphid) is the source of this 788-nucleotide messenger RNA. RefSeq lists its product as uncharacterized. Bases 231 to 770 code for a protein of 179 amino acids. The transcript has 3 exons. Lineage: Eukaryota; Metazoa; Arthropoda; Insecta; Hemiptera; Aphididae. The record is from RefSeq and is a predicted model, not a curated record.